This is a messenger RNA of Diversispora eburnea, 1248 nucleotides long. NCBI's taxonomy places the organism in Eukaryota, Fungi, Glomeromycota, Glomeromycetes, Diversisporales, Diversisporaceae. The record is from the annotation of a GenBank genome assembly.
AUGGCGAAUGUUGCUACUGUGCCUUGCCAGUAUAAAACUGGUAGGACCCUAGGGCAAGGCACAUAUGCUGUGGUAAAAGAAGCCCAACAUGUUAAAACUGGUGAAUAUUACGCUGUAAAAGUCAUUAAUAAGAAAUUGAUGGAAGGUAGAGAACAUAUGGUUCGUAAUGAAAUUGCGGUUUUGAAAAGGAUUUCACAAGGGCAUCGAAAUAUUUUAACUUUAGUAGAUUAUUUUGAAACAUAUAACAAUUUGUAUUUGGUAACAGAUUAUGCAAAAGGAGGGGAAUUGUUCGACCGUAUUUGUGCAAAAAUGUAUUAUAAUGAGCGUGAUGCAGCUCAUAUCAUAAAAAGCGUAACGGAGGCCGUUUCUUAUCUUCACGAUAACGAUAUCGUUCACAGAGAUCUUAAGCCCGAAAAUCUUCUCUUCAGAACGACUGACGAGGAUUCCGAUCUUCUUAUCGCAGACUUCGGAUUAUCUAGGAUUAUCGAUUCCGAAAAGUUUCAUAUUCUCACCACCACAUGUGGUACACCUGGUUACAUGGCUCCCGAAAUUUUUAAGAAAUCUGGACAUGGAAAACCGGUUGACAUGUGGGCCAUUGGUGUGAUUACAUUCUUUUUAUUGUGUGGUUAUACACCCUUUGAUCACGAGUCCAGUAAGGAUGAAAUGCAUGCAAUUCUUAGAGGGGAUUAUAAAUUCGAACCCGUAGAACACUGGGCUGGAAUAACGGAUACAGGCAAAGAUUUUAUCGUGAGACUAUUAACUGUUGAUCCAGACGCUCGAAUGACUUCUCACGAAGCGCUUAACCAUUCAUGGCUGAACGAUCAUUUACCAAGUCCCAUGGAUGGACCAAAUCCUGACCUAUUGAAUAGUGUUCGUCAUAAUUUUAAUGCUCGUAGGACAUUUAAGAAGGCGGUGGAUGCCGUCAAGGUUAUUAAUAAUCUUACUCAUUCAAGAAAUGUCAGCUUAGCUGAUUUAUUAGAAACAUCUCGUAAAGAAGCUGAUGAAAAUGUAGAUCAUGUAUUAUAUGUUCAACAGACUCUAAACAUACCUUUUCCAUCUUCACAACUUGCAAAUAUUGCAGAAAAAGUCUUGAAGGUAGACAAAGAAUUAAAAACAGAACAGGUAGAAAGAAUAAUUACAGUAGAAGAAGAAGUUAAUUUAAUUAUAUUACGAAUAUCCGUUAAUUCAAUAUUAGAUAUGAUAAUUAUGAUAAUUAAAACUAUGGAUGCUUUUGAUGAAACGGAAUAA